AUGGGUUCAUCGAAACGACAAAAUACUGUGGCCGAUUCAUCCAGAAGGCCCGGCUGUCCAGUACCGUUACCAGGAGGUUGUUUGAGAGGAUUUCCGCUUCCAGAGUCCUUUGAAGAUGGUGUUAAAAUGAAGUGUAGUAAUGCGACUUGUAAACAUCAGGAUCAACUGAUACAUGCAGAAUGUUUUCACGCUUUAGAAGAUAAUCUUAUCAAAAUUAUGAGUAACAUUGGGUCAGCUCGAGGCUGGACGGAAACACAACGUCGGUCCAAUUUAUGGGAUAAGAAAGGUCUAACACUGAUUCAGAAAAAGUGCCGUUGUCCUUGUGGUUUAGGACUGAUGUCUUUGGAUGAAAAUGCGAUGUUUCUUGCGCGGCAAAAUGCAACUAGCACCACAGGGACACAUACGAAGGCGAAAAAAGGGAAGAAUAAAAAUCUUCCAAAGUUGAAUUUUGGUAGCGGCUCUGCUGCAGGUUCAUCCAGUGGGAAGCACAUAAGUCGUCGGGAGAACAAAAGAAAAGCAAAUCCUCGGUCAGAGUCGAAUAACAGUUCGCGUUCUGCAACGUCGGCGCUGAAAACGGACUACAGACAUGAUGUAACUUUUGUUUUUAGUUUUACGUUUGAAAUAUUUGGUCGGUGUUCUACUUUAGAGUUUCCAGGUCUGGGUGAUGAUAAAUCUUGUCCUUCAGCGCCAUGUGUUAUUACUUCAAAGAAGAGUGACAUUUCAUUAAGCUAUGCAGCAGCGACUUCUUCAAAACCCAGUGAAGAAACCGUUCCAUCAAACAAAACGGCUUAUCGGGCAACUUCAACUCCCCUGUGUAGUAGAAGUAUUGAGAGGAAAAUUACUCAAGCAUCAGUAUCUUGUGAUCUCGCUAUCGAAGCGUCUACUAAUUUGACGUCAUUUAGUGAUGAGCGCCGGCAAGAAAAACGAUUUUUGCAUGGUGCUAUGACGCCGGAAUCUCAACAAGAAAACGAUGACUACAGCGAGUGUGCAACAGGCCUCUCGUAUCCCUCUCAAAGAAAAUAUGGUAGCGAAAGUGGUCAUUAUGCAGAUAGUGGCUUGGAAGUAGAUGUUUCUGUAGUGAUGUUUUCCCCCUCACUGUCGUCUCCUUCUGACCGGGACUAUGACAGUAUGCAUCAACCGGUUAGCCCGUCUGACAUUUCGGAGAGUUCUGCCCAAAAUGGAAGAUAUGACCUUUUCGCUGGUCCUUCGUUUUUCCUUGGCGAACUUCUUGUCGCUGAUAUUCACCUACCGGGUGCUUAUUAA
Enterobius vermicularis (human pinworm) is the source of this 1263-nucleotide messenger RNA. NCBI's taxonomy places the organism in Eukaryota, Metazoa, Nematoda, Chromadorea, Rhabditida, Oxyuridae. The record is from the annotation of a GenBank genome assembly.